AUGAGCCUCGUUUCGGCCCUUUCGGGCAGGAAGUUUCGGGCUGCAACUUCAGAUUUGAGAACGCAAUUCCGUAUGAUCAAGUAUGUGCUGCUCAUCCUUGGGGUCGCAGUAGCCAGAUGUAACACGACGACUGCGUAUUAUCUCGCUGGCUCUGGAAUCACGCAGAAUGAGUUUGCGGUUCAUCUGCCUAUCAUCUUCGCGAAAGAUUCCUCUACCCCAGUCACUUCGAUGUGGCACUUGUACUGGUACAAGUCCUUCGUAGUAUUCGUAGAAAAGCGGGUGUGGACGCCAAGAGAACUAAGCUCCGAGUGUGAUGCACGCGCGGCGGAUUUCUCGUAUGAACGUGAGAGUCUGGGCACGCAGUUCGAAAUGCCGGAAAUUGAUAACAAGACCGCCAGCGUUGACCACAUCGACGACUGA
Molecule: messenger RNA, 420 nt
Organism: Trichoderma citrinoviride
Lineage: Eukaryota; Fungi; Ascomycota; Sordariomycetes; Hypocreales; Hypocreaceae
Exons: 6
Coding region: 1-420 (139 amino acids)
Source: RefSeq, a predicted model, not a curated record